Messenger RNA from Falco peregrinus (peregrine falcon), 2527 nucleotides. It is a transcript of the gene SNIP1, whose product is annotated as Smad nuclear interacting protein 1. Gene Ontology annotation, cellular component: nucleus. The transcript is spliced from 4 exons. Lineage: Eukaryota; Metazoa; Chordata; Aves; Falconiformes; Falconidae. Gene Ontology annotation, biological process: miRNA processing. Gene Ontology annotation, molecular function: mRNA binding; protein binding. The coding region runs from base 55 to 1185 and encodes 376 amino acids. The record is from RefSeq and is a predicted model, not a curated record.
CGGCGCGCGGGCCGGAAGCGGCGCGCGCUUCCCUUUGUGGCGGCCGGCGGUGCCAUGGAGGCGGCGGCCGAGCGGCGGCGGCAGCGGCGGCGGCGGGAGGUGACGGUGAAGGCCGAGAAGCGGAGCCCCCGGCGCUCCGCCUCCCGCUCGGCGCGGGGCAGCCAGUCGCCGCCGGCCGAGGAGCGGCGGGGCCCGGCCGGGCCGCGCCAGGGCAGCCGCGGCAGGAGCAGCAGAUCGCCCAAGAGGAAGAGCAAGUCGGGGCGGAGGAGCCGGUCCCCGCGCGGCAGGCGGAGCCGCAGCCCGCACCACGCCGCCGUGAAGGUGAAGCAGGAGCGAGAUGAUCAUUGUCGUAGAGGAAACGAGGAGCGAAAGCAGAGAUACUCAUCAGAGCAAGAACAUAGGAGAGACAGAAGCGGUGACAGAGAUAGACACAGAGAGCACUCUGACAGAAGGAAGAAUGCAAAUGAAAGGCCUGGAGUUCGAGGCCACGAGAGAGAGAGAGAUGUUCAGAACAUCCGUGAGCAGCAGGCUGAGAGGGAGUUUUAUAACGAGAGAAGAAGAGAGCAUCGACAAAAUAACGAAGGCAAUGGUGUUGACCAGAAUCCAGAACUCGGGCAAUCUGAUAACAAACCUAAAGCAAAAGCUUCUGUAAACAAAGAGAAGCCAAGCUUUGAACUCUCUGGUGCGCUUCUAGAGGAUACCAACACUUUCCGAGGUGUUGUGAUUAAGUACAGUGAGCCCCCCGAAGCACGGAUUCCAAAGAAGCGGUGGCGCCUCUAUCCUUUCAAAAACGAUGAGUUUCUCCCGGUCAUGUACAUUCACAGGCAGAGUGCUUAUCUUCUGGGCAGGCACCGCAGAAUCGCAGAUAUCCCCAUUGACCAUCCCUCCUGCUCAAAGCAGCAUGCUGUGUUUCAGUACCGGCUUGUGGAGUACACGCGUGCGGAUGGUACCGUUGGCCGCAGAGUGAGGCCCUACAUAAUCGACCUGGGCUCUGGGAACGGCACUUUUCUGAAUAACCAGCGGAUUGAACCUCAGCGUUAUUACGAACUCAAGGAAAAGGAUGUACUGAAGUUUGGGUUCAGUAGCAGGGAAUAUGUUCUUCUCCAUGAAUCCUCAGAUAAAUCUGAGGCCAACACAAAGGACGAUGAUGAUGAUGAUGAGAAGGAGGAAGAGUCUGACAGUUAACAGAUGAGGAGGAAAUUGGGGGGCGGGCAGGGGAGAGGAAUUCAUUGCAGUUGAACGUGCAUUGGGAUGUAAACAUUGGAGCGUCUCAGCACCGAUGCCUCUUAUUGCCUUAAAGUCCUUUUUCUGUUGCUGGUCUGUUAUCAUAGUUUAUUUUGGGGGACUUCACUGAUUAUUCAUUUUUGAUAGUUCUGCAUAUCAGGAAAUACAGGUGGGUUGUUUUGGUUUUGUUUUGUUUUUUCUUCUCUUCUGCUUUUUCCCCCCCUCCGACAAGCAAAGAGCACCUGGAAGUGAAAGCUCUGAUGCUGGAAGUACUCGACAGAUGUUGAAAGACUGUCCUCUUCUAGAAAACGGUGUAAAACACAGCUGGCAUAUUUUAAAUUAUUUUUGUUAAUUGUUUUGUUAUAGCCCUUUGAAAAUGCUACUUUAGUAGUUAGAAAGUAACCCGGUGCAUUUUGUAAGAAGUCUUGUUUGGUAGUUUGCCAAAUUCCUUUGCCUGUUAGGAGUUCUAGACAGGAGGAUUUACCCGGCUCAUGACUGAGAAGGUGGAAAUGUUGCAAAGCCCCUCUUGUCUUUGUAUGUUUUGGGCAGUUCCUUUGCCUUGUGAUGACUUUCAGGGACGGAUGUUUCACUGGAUUACACUACCUGAAAACGACAAGGUAAUUUGAAAUCAAAGUUAGACACUCCCUGGGACUCUAGGUGAGGAUACUGUGAUUUGGGGGCUGAGGUCUAGGUCAGCGUCUGCCCGGCACGGUUCCAGCGUGUGGUGCUGAAGCUGUUACUGGAUGGUGAGUGUAUGGGUCUGAAGCUGGGGCCUUUAUUUCUGAUGCCACCCCUGCCCCAUGAAUAACUUCUCCUUGGUUUCAUUUGUAUUACACGUAAAGACCUUUAACGUGGUGACAUGUUUUAACCACAGUUUGCACUAUUUAAGUUUUCUUUUUAUGAAAAGAUAUACAAGUCACCUGUUUGAAAUUAGUCUUCUCCCCUGUGAAACAAAACGCUGCUUUGGGAAGAGAAGAAACAAUCCCACUCACUGAAAGUCUUGCCUAUUUUUGGAUGUCUCCUCCCCAUUGCUUUAUGGUAUAAGAAAUGUGUAUUUUCCACACCAUUUACUAAUUUGCCUGGAUGUUUGUUCUUUGGUCACAAGCUAUUUGUACCUGCUGUGUAUAUACUUUGUGUAUACAAGUGUUGCAUAUUGUAUACACAGGCUAGAACAUUUAUGGUGUAAAUAUGGGGCAUUGACAUGGGGCUACAAACAGUAGGUAGAACAAGUUUUGGCUAGGAGGAUCUCCUUUAUAUAUACACCAGGGAUUUUUAAAUAAAGAAUUUGUAAAUUUAGCCCUAA